Molecule: messenger RNA, 3658 nt
Organism: Cajanus cajan (pigeon pea)
Lineage: Eukaryota; Viridiplantae; Streptophyta; Magnoliopsida; Fabales; Fabaceae
Source: RefSeq, a predicted model, not a curated record
AUGAAACUGGUUGUGGAGGUUAUUAAUGCUCAUGAUCUUAUGCCCAAAGAUGGUGAAGGAUCAGCCAAUCCCUUUGUGGAAGUAGACUUUGAAAACCAGCUGAGCCGAACCAGAACUGUCCCAAAGAACCUCAACCCCACUUGGAAUCAGAAACUAGUCUUCCAUUUAGAUGCAACCAAACCUUACCAUCGCCAAACUAUUGAAGUCUCAGUCUACAGCGAGAGGAGAGUCACUCCUGGCAGAAACUUCCUUGGAAGGGUAAGGAUUCCUUGCUCUAACAUUGUCAAGCAAGGUGAGGAAGUGUAUCAGAUUUUCCCUCUUGAAAAAAAGUGGUUUCUCUCAUCUGUUAAGGGUGAGAUUGGCCUCAAAAUAUACAUUGCAUCAGACUCCAACUCCAACUCCAACAUCAAACCAAAACCUUUUUCUCCUAUUUUCCCUUCAGAACAAGAAAAUCUCCCACCUUCCACUCCUCCCCAAGAAUCCUCUCCUUCUAACAAAGACACAACACUAGAAGCUGGUCCCAGUGAAGAGGUUCCUGCAUUUGACACCCCUAAAGCAAGCACAGAAGAAGCAGAAGUGUAUUCUGUUGCAGUGCCAGAUUGCUCCACCACAGAAGCCCGGUCUAGCGGCAUUGAUAUUGAUCAAGAGCCACAGAAAGAAAGCAGAGAACCUGUUCUAGAGACAGUUCAACAACUAGACAAGCACCAAGUUCUCCAGCCACAAAUGAUUUCAAUAAAGAGAAGACCACAAGGUACUCCAAUCACCAUGCACUCGGUUGAUCCUCAAUCCCAAUCUAGCUAUCAUGAAAACUAUAACCACAAUGACACCAACUCACAGCCAAGGAUUUCAAUAAAGAGAAGACCACAAACACAAGGUACUCCUUUCACAAUGCACUCAGUUGAUCCACAAGUCCAACCAAGCCAUGGUGAAAGCUACAAUCACAAUGACACCAACAUGCAGCCAAGGAUUUCAAUUAAGCGACGACCGCGAGCACAAGGUACUCCAUCACCAAUGCACUCCAUUAAUCCACAAGUCCAUGCUAGCCAUAAUGAUAGCUACAACCUCAUGGGAACCAGGCCACAACAGCCAAGGCUUUUAGUAGAGAGACAACCACAGAUCAAUACUUCACUCACCAUGCACCGAGUAAACCCCCAAGUCCAAACUAGCAAUGAUGAAAACUACAAUCUCAGUGACACCAAUUCACCUCUUGGUGAGCAGUGGCCUAAUGGUGGAGCUUAUGGUAGAAGAGGGUGGCUGAGUGGUAGUGACAGAUUCACCAGCACAUAUGACCUUGUUGAGCAGAUGUUUUAUCUGUAUGUUCGCAUUGUGAAGGCAAAAGAUCUUCCCCCAAGCACCCUCACUUCAAGUUGUGAUCCUUAUGUGGAAGUGAAGUUGGGGAACUACAAAGGAAGAACAAAGCACUUUGAGAAGAAAUUGAACCCAGAGUGGAACCAAGUAUUUGCUUUCUCCAAAGACCGCAUUCAGUCUUCUGUUCUAGAAGUCUUUGUGAAAGAUAAAGCAAUGAUUGGCAGAGAUGACUACCUUGGAAGGGUGGUUUUUGACCUCAAUGAGGUUCCAACCAGAGUUCCACCAGAUAGUCCACUAGCUCCUCAGUGGUACCGACUUGAGGACUGGCGCGAAGAAGGCAAGUUGAGGGGAGACAUCAUGCUUGCAGUUUGGAUGGGAACACAAGCUGAUGAGGCUUUCUCAGAUGCUUGGCAUUCCGAUGCUGCCACUGUCUAUGGAGAGGGUGUUUUCAACAUCAGAUCAAAGGUUUACAUGUCACCAAAACUGUGGUAUCUCAAGGUGAAUGUAAUUGAGGCUCAAGAUGUGAUCCCUAGUGAAAGAAAUCGCCUACCAGAGGUUUUUGUGAAAGCUCAAGUAGGCUGUCAGGUGCUAACAACCAAGAUAUGCCCCACUAGAACAACCACCCCAUUCUGGAAUGAAGAUUUGGUUUUUGUAGCCUCUGAGCCAUUUGAGGAGCAGUUGACAGUUACUGUGGAGGAUCGCGUGCACCCUUCAAAGGAUGAAGUACUUGGGAAGAUAAGCCUACCAAUGACCCUCUUUGAGAAGAGGUUGGACCACAGGCCAGUUCAUUCUCGUUGGUUCAAUCUUGAGAGAUUCGGUUUUGGAAUGCUAGAAGGCGAUAGAAGAAAUGAGCUUAAAUUUUCCAGCAGGAUUCACAUGAGAGUCUCCCUUGAAGGUGGAUACCAUGUCCUAGAUGAGUCCACAUUGUACACUAGUGAUCAAAGACCAACAGCAAGACAACUAUGGAAGCAACCUAUUGGGAUACUUGAAGUAGGCAUCUUAGGAGCACAGGGGCUUCUCCCAAUGAAGAUGAGAGAUGGCCGAGGAAGCACUGAUGCAUACUGUGUUGCCAAGUAUGGUCAGAAAUGGGUCCGAACUCGAACACUUUUGGACACUUUCAGUCCUAAAUGGAAUGAGCAAUACACAUGGGAGGUUUAUGAUCCUUGCACUGUGAUAACAUUGGGAGUUUUUGACAACUGCCAUCUUGGUGGAGGAGAAAAUGGAAGUGCUGCUCGAGAUUCACGAAUUGGAAAGGUAAGGAUUCGGUUAUCAACACUUGAAGCCAAUAGAAUCUACACCAAUUCUCACCCUCUACUUGUUUUACACCCACAUGGUGUUAAGAAGAUGGGGGAGCUUCAGUUAGCAGUGAGGUUCACUGCACUCUCAUUAGCUAAUAUGGUUCACAUCUAUGGCCAACCCUUGCUCCCCAAGAUGCAUUACUUGCAUCCUUUCACAGUUAACCAAAUAGACAACUUAAGAUACCAAGCCAUGAACACUGUGGCAGCGAGGCUAGGCCGAGCUGAACCGCCUCUGAGGAAAGAGGUGGUGGAGUACAUGCUGGAUGUUGAUUCCCAUAUGUGGAGCAUGAGAAGAAGCAAGGCUAACUUCUUUCGCAUCAUGUCACUUUUCUCUGGUGUGAUGACACUGGGAAGAUGGUUGAAUGAUGUUUGCCAUUGGAAGAACCAUGUUACAUCAGUCCUAGUUCACAUUCUUUUCCUGAUACUAAUAUGGUACCCAGAACUAAUACUGCCAACUGUGUUUCUCUACAUGUUCUUGAUUGGUCUUUGGAACUACAGGUUCAGGCCUAGGCACCCACCUCACAUGGACACCAAAUUGUCAUGGGCUGAAGCCGUGCACCCUGACGAACUUGACGAAGAGUUUGACACAUUCCCCACUUCUAGAACGCAGGAUGUAGUGCGAAUGAGGUAUGACAGGCUUAGGACUGUGGCAGGUAGGAUUCAAACAGUUGUUGGGGACAUAGCUACACAAGGGGAGAGGUUUCAGUCUCUAUUGAGCUGGAGAGACCCCAGAGCAACCAGCCUCUUUGUGGUGUUCAGCUUUUGUGCAGCUGUGGUUCUCUAUGCAACACCAUUCAAAGUGGUGGCUCUGGUCACAGGCUUAUACUUCUUGCGACAUCCGAGGUUUAGGAGCAAGAUGCCUUCUGUCCCAAGUAAUUUCUUCAAGAGGCUCCCAGCAAGAACAGAUAGUUUACUGUGAUCUUGUUUUGCUUAGAAGAGAUAGUUUGUUAUACUUAUACAUAUAGUUACUGUUUGCAGUGUAUCCAUUUCCUGCUUUAAUAUCCUUGUUACUUCAAAAUAAUAUAGUCCCUUCAAGCUCCAUUUCCUCAGAA